AUGUUGGUCAGUAAUUCCAUGCCUGUGCCGAUAGAGAGCAACUGGCAACUUCAUGCUUGCACCAUGCAGACUAUAAGUACGCUGGAAGGAAGCGACGAGCAACAGUUACUUACAACAUCAGCCAUCAUGAAGUUUCUGAUCCUCGCCGCUCUGGCCGCCGUGGCCGCCGCCGUCCCCCAGGGAUACGGUGCUCCCCCUCCCCGCUACGGCUCCAGCGAGGAGAUCGCCAUCUUGAGGAACGACUUCGUGAUCGAGGACGACGGAAGGUACAACUUCGACGCGGAGACUGCCAACGGCAUCGUGGUCUCAGAGCACGGCACUCCCGGACUUGAGGGAGCCAUCAACAGCGCCGGAUCCUUCUCAUACACCGCUCCUGACGGCACUGACGUCCACCUCCAAUUCGUUGCUGACGAGAACGGCUUCCAGCCCCAGGGCGCCCACCUGCCCGUGGCUCCCGAGUUCCCCCACCCGAUCCCUCAGUUCGUCCUCGACCAGAUCGCCUUCGCCGCCGAGGAGGACGCCCGUAACGCCAAGAGGCCCUCCUCCGGUGGCUACCAGUGAUUGAACAUUGCUCCUCCGAUUCAUUAAGUGUACUGAGGCAUAUCCACCGUGUGGAGGCCUGCCGACCGUAUAGCUAGAUACAUAUUUUAUAUAUUUAUUAAAACAAUAAAUGAUUAUAUAACUU
Messenger RNA from Penaeus vannamei (Pacific white shrimp), 685 nucleotides. RefSeq names its product cuticle protein CP14.6-like. Gene Ontology annotation, cellular component: chitin-based extracellular matrix. NCBI's taxonomy places the organism in Eukaryota, Metazoa, Arthropoda, Malacostraca, Decapoda, Penaeidae. Gene Ontology annotation, molecular function: structural constituent of chitin-based larval cuticle. The record is from RefSeq and is a predicted model, not a curated record.